Messenger RNA from Capsicum annuum, 998 nucleotides. RefSeq names its product ubiquitin carboxyl-terminal hydrolase 21-like. Gene Ontology annotation, molecular function: cysteine-type endopeptidase activity; cysteine-type deubiquitinase activity. Gene Ontology annotation, biological process: protein deubiquitination. The transcript has 5 exons. Gene Ontology annotation, cellular component: cytosol; nucleus. The record is from RefSeq and is a predicted model, not a curated record. NCBI's taxonomy places the organism in Eukaryota, Viridiplantae, Streptophyta, Magnoliopsida, Solanales, Solanaceae. The annotation marks the transcript as partial.
AUGGAUGACAAAAAAAAUCAACACAAGCCUGUUAAGUUAGUUGAUUCUUUUAAGAAUUUGAUUGGAUUGGAAAAUGAUGUUUUUUGGGAAAAAGGAGAUUUCAAAUGUGCUGAAUCUUCUGAUUCUGAUCCUUUGAUUGAUAGUUCUAGUUCUUCUGAUGAUUCAGAUAUAGUGGAAUCAGAAUGGUUUGCUAAUGAUGGGCCAAUUGAUGCUAAGCCCAAAUAUGAUUUUGAAGUUAAGCUCAUUACUCAGCCCAAAUUUGAUUUUGAGGUUAAGCCCACUACCUCAGUUGGGCCCAAUGAUUUGGAAGCUAAGCCCAUUGAGUUAGUUGGGCCCAAGUAUGAUUUUGAAGCAAAGCCCAUCAAGUCACUUGAGCCCAAGUGUGAUUUUACAAGGCAAAAUGAAGAAAAUAAGCCUGUGUGGACAUCUAAUAUUAUGUUAAAAACUUACAAGGGUGCUGGACUACUCAACUUAGGGAACACAUGCUUUCUGAAUGCGGUAUUGCAAUGUUUCAUGCACACGGUGCCAUUAUUUGACAUCCUUCUUCAUACUCAUGUAGUGCCAUGUGAUCGUUUCUGUUUAAUCUGCGUUUUCAAAGAGCUUAUUAGCUUUUCAUUGGCUUAUGAGGCUUAUGAGGGUCGUUCUAUCUCACCGUGGAGAUUUGUUGAGAAUUUGAGUUGUAUGCUUGCUCAUUUUGUGGUCCUUAAUGUUGUGAAAAUAUCAUAUUUUUCGUCUGGUUUCCAUAAGUAUCAGCAAGAAGAUGCUCACGAAUUCUUGCAAUACUUUCUCAAUAGGCUUGAAAGCCGAUGCAGUGACGUUGUCCAACAAGUUUUUGGCGGCCGGCUUGUCAGCAAGCUUCGCUGUUGCAACUGCGGCCACUUCUCCAACACUUACGAGCCUCUCAUAAACGUGAGUCUGGAGAUCAAAAAUGCCAACAGAUUGUAUUCAGCGUUGGAGUCUUUCACUCGAGUUGAGAAGCUUGACGAUCCAGAGAUCAA